AUGGAGCUUGCUGAGACCAUUAGACUGACAGGUCAGUCAGCUCCAGAGAGCCUCCUGUCCCUGCCAUCCAACUACAAGGACAGGUGUGUCUAUAAUCUUAGUCUUACUACUGAUGGUCCUGCUACCGUGGGCACCGAAGUGACCAUCUCAGCCAGCCUGGUGGUCAAGGACAAUGGCAGCCUGCUCCUGCCUGCAGAUACCCACCUCUACCGUUUCCACUGGAUCCACACACCUCUGACACUCACUGCCAAGACUGAGAAGAAUCUAACCUCCACCAUCCGCGUGUUGGGCAGCGUGCCUGGGGACUUCCCAGUCUCUGUCUGGGUCACUGCUGUCGACUGCUGGAUGUGCAAGCCGUUAGCCAGGAGUACUCUACUCCUCCCCAUUAAAGAGUCCCUUGUGGGAAACAUAGUCGUUACCCAAAACACCUCCCUGUCUUGGCCGAAAUCCUACAUCACCAAGAAAAGUCUUAGACUGUCCUUCCUUCUCCAUGACCCAAGUGACUUCUUCAAGUCGGCUUCCUUCUUCUACCGUUGGGACUUUGGAGACGGGACCUUGUUGAUAACUGACAACUCCGUGGUGUAUUACAACUAUUCGAGCCCUGGAACCUUCACGGUGAAAGUCAGGGUGGUGGCGGAAUGGGAGCAGAUAGAGCCAGACACCACGAAGGGCAUCAUCCAGAAGACCGGCGACUUCUCAGCAUCGUUAAAUCUGCGGGAGUCACUUCAAGGCAUCCAGAUUUCGGGGCCCACCCUCAUGCAGACAUUCCAAAAGCUGACAAUGAACCUGAAUUUCUUUGGGAGCCCACCUCUGCAUUUGUGCUGGGGCCUCAAGCCGCAGUGUCUCCCACUGGAGGACAGAGAGUGCCACCCCGUGUUGGUGACCCGGACAUCUUUUAACCUGACCCACCUCUUCCAGGACCCCGGGGACUACUGCUUCAUCUUCCGUGCUGAGAAUGCUAUCAGCAAGGCUCACCAGUACCACAGGAUUCAGGUGUGGCCCUCCAGCUUCCAGCCCUUUGCCUUUGCUUUCCCGUGUGCCACACUGAUCACCGUGUUGCUGGUUUUUAUCAUGUACAUGACUGUGCGGAGCGCUACUAACCAGAAGGGCAUAGUGGAGGUGGCAGAUUUUGACUUUUCCCCCAUGUCUUAAAAGAGCCCAGCAGCCACUGGGAUCAAGUGUUGCUGCCAGGUGUGCUGCGGCUCGCUCUUUCUGGACAGCCCGUCUGAGUACCUGGAAAUCGUCCGCGAGAACCACGGGCUGCUCCCACCCGUCUACAAACCUGUGAAAACUUACAAUGUGUGAACUCCCACCCCAUACCUCUCAGUAUUCACCGAUCAUCCAUUGGGAGCUUUGGGCAGGGUGGCUUAUGCUACUGAGCAGGAGGGGUUUACACAGGUGUGACCAUUUGCCCAGACUGGUCACUGAUCUGUACAGUCCAGCUGACGUCAUCUGCCCUUUGUGUCACCUCCCUGCUGUCAUCUAUUCAUCCGUACAGUCUAGUCAGUGCUGUAAGCUGUUCCUAGUCACCCUCUCCCCUUUACCAAGCAGGAUUCCGAUUUUUAGUGUGUUGUGUUAAGAC
Messenger RNA from Grammomys surdaster, 1582 nucleotides. RefSeq names its product transmembrane protein 130 (gene Tmem130). The record is from RefSeq and is a predicted model, not a curated record. NCBI's taxonomy places the organism in Eukaryota, Metazoa, Chordata, Mammalia, Rodentia, Muridae.